AUGGAUCUCGAAAACCGCAUCAAGGCUUACCGGUUCGUCGCCUACUCGGCCGUGACCUUCUCCGUGGUCGCCGUCCUCUCCGUCUGCAUCACCCUCCCCAUGGUCUACAACUAUGUCCACCAUGUGCGCAGACAGAUGCACAACGAGAUCACCUACUGCAAGGGCUCCGCCAAGGACAUCUGGAGCGAGGUCACUCAGCUGAAGAACAUCCCCGUCGCCAACAACCGUACCGCUCGUCAGGCCGGCUACGCCGAGGCCGGAGUUGGCGGAGGCGCUGCUUCCGGCGGUAGCUGCGACAGCUGCUGUUUGCCCGGUCCACCCGGACCGGCCGGUACUCCCGGAAAGCCCGGAAGACCCGGAAAGCCCGGAGCUCCCGGUCUGCCCGGAAACCCAGGAAAACCACCAGUCCAGCCUUGCGAGCCAGUCACUCCACCACCAUGCAAGCCAUGCCCACAAGGACCACCCGGCCCACCCGGACCUCCAGGACCUCCCGGAGAUGCCGGAGCCCCAGGACAGCCCGGAAACCCAGGAACCGACGCCCCACCAGGCGAGCCUGGACCAAAGGGACCUCCCGGCCCACCCGGAGAGCCAGGACAGCCCGGAGCCCCCGGAGAACCAGGACAGCCCGCCCAGUCCGAACCCCUUGUGCCCGGAGAGCCAGGAGCUCCAGGAGAACCCGGCCCACCAGGACCUCCCGGACCACCAGGACAGCCCGGUAGCGACGGAGCCCCAGGCCCAGCCGGACCCAAGGGACCACCUGGCCCCGACGGGCAGCCCGGAAACGAUGGAGCCCCAGGACAGCCCGGUCAACCCGGACCAGCUGGAGCUGCCGGAGAGAAGGGAAUCUGUCCCAAAUACUGCGCCAUCGACGGAGGAGUCUUCUUCGAGGACGGAACCAGACGUUAA
Molecule: messenger RNA, 906 nt
Organism: Bursaphelenchus xylophilus (pine wood nematode)
Lineage: Eukaryota; Metazoa; Nematoda; Chromadorea; Rhabditida; Aphelenchoididae
Source: the annotation of a GenBank genome assembly